AUGGCCUUUUUAAGCGACAAAAUUACAGACAUUGGACUUCCGGCAGAAUUGGCUUUAUUUACCGUUCCACCCAAUCAAGUAGCGGUGGAUAAAAUUUAUUUCAGUGAAUGCAGACCUGUAAGUUCCUUCGAUACGGAGGACGCUCCGAUCGAGAUAUCGGUGCCUGGCCAGGGUAACGAGUACAUAGACUUAAGAAGAAGCCGCCUGUACGUAAAAUAUAGACACUUAUAUGACGGAAAGCUUGUGUCCCUCAAUACUAGCUACUAUGCUUGGAAAGCCUACCUAAAACUUCUCCUUUCGAGUGGCAGUGAUGUCUCUCAAUCCCAGUUACAAUCCCAACUGUACUAUCCAGACGACGACGACAUGGACAAUCCGGACGCAUACGGAGGCAACAACGGGGGCCUUAACAAUCGCUAUGCAUUUACUCAAAACAGCCAAAUAUUUGACAUGGAAGGUCCACUGUAUGAGGAUAUAUUCAGAACUGAUAAAUACUUGAUCAAUGGGGUAGAUUUACACUUGAAACUGUUUAGAAACCCCGCUGCCUUUGUCUUGAUGAGCAAAGAAGCCUCCCCUAGCUACAAGUUGCAGUUACUAGACGUGUCCUUUAAAGCAUGCAUGAUUAAGGUGGACAGUGGAAUUUUGAUCAACCAUGCUGAAAUCUUGAAAGAGAAGACGGCCAAAUACCCCCUGACUAGAACCGAAGUAAAAAUGAGCACCUGUCCUAAAGGUUCUGGAUCGUUUAUUUGGCAGAACGUUUGGUCCAACACCUUACCAGCCAAAGCUGCAUUCUGUUUCAUUUCUCAGAAAGCCGUUAAUGGAAAUUAUGAGAAGAACCCAUUCAACUUUCAGAACUUGGCAGAAGAAAUUGCACUUUACGUAAACGGGGAAAGCAUGCCAGCCCGACCCAUGAAAAUUGACGUAGGGACCAAUCAAAAUUACGUGACACUUUUUGUCAAUUUAUUUGAAGCGGCUGAGAAAUGGAACAAAGAUGCCGGCUUGGAAGUCACAAGAAGCCAGUUUGGCAAAGGAUAUGCCAUAUAUGCCUUUAAUUUGGCACCAAGUGACCUGGGUGAAGAGUAUUUAAACCUGGUGAGACAAGGAAACGUUAGACUUGAAGUCAAAUUUGCUGCCGAUACAACGGAAACCUUGAACUGUCUGGCUUACGCAGAAUUUCCGGCCCUUUUGGAAGUGGACCAAUCACGGGACAUCAAAUACACUAAAGUAUGA
Messenger RNA from Magallana angulata, 1227 nucleotides. RefSeq lists its product as uncharacterized. The transcript is spliced from 2 exons. Lineage: Eukaryota; Metazoa; Mollusca; Bivalvia; Ostreida; Ostreidae. Bases 1 to 1227 code for a protein of 408 amino acids. The record is from RefSeq and is a predicted model, not a curated record.